Molecule: messenger RNA, 933 nt
Organism: Aplosporella prunicola CBS 121167
Lineage: Eukaryota; Fungi; Ascomycota; Dothideomycetes; Botryosphaeriales; Aplosporellaceae
Exons: 1
Coding region: 1-933 (310 amino acids)
Source: RefSeq, a predicted model, not a curated record
AUGGAAGGUCCGAAAUUCCCUCCCGUCUUCGAUCCUCCGGUCAACGGACCCAGCAGCCCACCUGUAACGCCCGGCACACUACCAAACCCGCAAUUCAUACAUGCCUCAGGCCAAUCUGCGCCAAACUGGAAUGCAUUUCUAAACCGGGCGCAGUCGCCUCCGCUCGAACACAUACAACCUACUGGACAAGGUCAUCACUUCUUUUACACCCGACCGCAGUGGAUUGAUCCGGAAUCACGGCCGUCGACUGCCUCCGGAAUAGCUUUUGCUACACGCGAUGAGGGCUCUGUAGUCGGGACAGAAUCGGUAAGCGAAGGCCCGCCGCCAUAUGAAGACAGGCCCAUCACGGCACUAGAAGAUGCCGACUUUGAAUUGGAAGAAGUUGAGGAAAAUGACAGCUGGCUUGGCAGCGGAGCAGAAGUGGUUCGACCGGAUGACGUUGAAGAGCCUAAUGCACAGGGCUCGGGAAACCAUGAUGACGAUGCCGGAGUUGCGACACAAUUCCAAGACUUGAAUUGUUACGACGACACUGUCGGCAGUGAUGAAGAGAGGAAACGUCGAUAUCUCCAGAAGAAGAAGCGCUGGAGCCAAGGCCUAUUCAAGCGAACGCACAGCCAAAGCAUAGGCAGUGAUACAGACGACAUGGAUGACACAGAAGGGAUGGACGCGCAAAGCGUUGGCUCUAGUACGCGUCGUCUGAGGCGCAGGGUCAGAGGCCCUGGUGACCGGUCUUCACUGAUUUUCGAAGACCUUGGGAGCACCCACAUCAACGAAGAAAAAGAGCCGGGGGAGGCUCACAGUGGCAUGCCGAACGGCAGUGAACCACCCUCACUCCCAUCGGAUCAGGAGGGGCUAGGCGCACUGCCUUUUUGGGUGUUGCAAGACCCUAUGGAAAUUGAUUCAGGAUCUAGCCAUCCGUCGUCGGUGUCGUAG